AUGAAGAAAUAGGAAAUAACAUUUAGCCAUGAACAGUAUAUUCAUUAUCUCAAUUUAAAAAUAUAAGAAUCAAAAGAAGAUUUAUUAUCUUCGCCAUGUAAAGAUUAAAUAUUUUAAUUAGGAUUAUUAUUUUAACAAAGUUAUGUUCAAAACUUAAUAAUAAUAGAUGAAGCCAGGUCAUUGAACUAUUUAUAAAAUAAUUCAGAUGAUAUUUAUUAAACAGAAGGCGAAAAUCUAAGUUAGUUUGUUGAGCAUCGCAAAAAGAUGGAAAAUGGACUCAUAUCGUUACCUGAAAAUGCUCCUAUUGAUUUUGUAGAAUCAGGUAUAGUGAUGAGUCAAGAAAGACCAUUUAACUAUCUCAGUGAAGAAGAAUAUUAACUGAAUAUUCCUACAAACUUAGGACAGAACAUGUAAUCUCAAUAUAAAAGGUAGCUUGAUAAGCAUAUUUCAUAGCUUAAAAAAAGAUAAUAAUAUGAAAAUAAUGUAAAGAAAGACUACUUGAAGUCACCAAAAUAAUAACUUAAAGAUGAGGAUCCACUGUUUUAGAUUUCUUAUUAAAGCUUAAUUGCAAAUAGAAGUAUUAAGCAAAGUGAUGAAAUUGUUGACUAGAAAUAUCUUAUAGCAAAUUUUUUCAAAGUGAAUGAGUCUUUCAAUGAAUUGUAAAAGCUGAUUCAACAGAAAGAAGAAAAUGUAAGGAAUAGUUUGAUGUAACCAUAAGGAGAUAUUCCUUUUGAUAUUUAGCUAUCUAAAUCUUAGACUGAACAAAACAGAUGCUCGUUUUUAUUAGGAUAACUUUUAUCUCUCGAAUAAAACAAAAUACAUUCACCAUAUUUCGAAAGAGUUCAGUUUAAAAUAAAACUCAUUUAUUAAUUAAUGGACAAACUUUAACAGAUUUAAUAGUUUUACUUAGAAGUUUUUGAGAUUUUUAAUUUUUUAUAAUAAAAUGUGAAAUAAAUAUCAAUACCUCUUAUUUAAGAUGCGACUGAAUAGUUUCAUAGAUUUAUUUAAAAACAAAAGACAUGCUUUCUAACUUAAAAAGAGAAUGAUAAUUCAAAUUAUUAAAUGUAAACUAAAAAAUAGCCUCACUUAUCUGAGAGACUGAGAUAAGAAUUAAUAAAUAUCUUUAGAGAAAAAAAAAGUCUUGAAAAAAUUAGAAAUGACAUUAGAGAGAAUUUUAUAAAUAAAAAAGAAAUUUAAAAACUCUUCUCAUAUUAAUAAUAUUUUUUGGCAAUCACAUAGAUUUAAGAUCAAAUCUAAUAAAAAAUUCAAUAGAAAGGAAAAUUAUUGCACAUAACUCAAAUUCUUUAUAAAGAGAUAAUUGAUUAAGCUUCGCUGAUAACCUUUAGAUACUUUUCUGAGUAUGAAGACGAAGAAAUACAAAACAGUUACAUUUUUGCUGAGGAAAUUUACAAACUUAAAAAACAAUUAAAAAUAUAUAUAUAAAGAAAUUUAGAAUUUAAUGAUGAUUAAAUGCUUAAUCUCACAUAUUAUUAUCAAUAGCUUGUUUAACAAAGAAGAAAUACUUAAAAUUAAUUGCUUAGAAAAGUUUACAGAAAAUUUCUUUAAACUAGAAAAGAGUAUUUAAAGAAGGUAGGAAAAUACAACAAAAACGAAUGA
Messenger RNA from Tetrahymena thermophila SB210, 1617 nucleotides. RefSeq lists its product as hypothetical. The record is from RefSeq and is a predicted model, not a curated record. NCBI's taxonomy places the organism in Eukaryota, Ciliophora, Oligohymenophorea, Hymenostomatida, Tetrahymenidae. The transcript has 4 exons.